This is a messenger RNA of Epithele typhae, 5790 nucleotides long. RefSeq lists its product as uncharacterized. The coding region runs from base 1 to 5790 and encodes 1929 amino acids. The record is from RefSeq and is a predicted model, not a curated record. The transcript has 8 exons. Lineage: Eukaryota; Fungi; Basidiomycota; Agaricomycetes; Polyporales; Epitheliaceae.
AUGGUCUCUCAACACCGCCAGCAGCUCUCGCGGAUUUUCAUCCCGGGGCCGCCCUCCCUCAACUCCCAGCAGCCCCACCCCCCGCUCUUCUCCCCCGCCCUCCCGACCGCCAUCCAGACGAACAUGCAUCCGCCCUUCGGCUUUCCAGGCGGCCCACACCCGCUCCACACCCCGAUGCAGGCCAACUUCUUCGCCCCCAUCCCGCCCAACGCGCCCAACCGCCCGAUGCACCGAACUCGCCGCGCGGGCAUCCUCCCCCCGCCAGGCGUGCCCAUGACCCCGCUCGGGCAGAGCUUCGGCCCUCAAAUGGGCCUCCCACCGUUCGCCCCGCCAUUCGUGCCGCGGAGUAAGCGGGCGGCCAGCAUGAGCGUCGGGGGCCCACCCAAGGCCGUCCUCGGUGGCCCCCAGCGCAAGGUGAGCCCGCUCCCGGGCACGCCCGUCGUCCCAUCGACGCCGGCGCCCGUGGCGGUCGCCCCUCCGCCGACAAAGACGAAGAAGGUCAUCGUCAACCUCCCGCGCGAGACGGUUCCGGGCGACGGCGAUGCGCCGGCGACGCGCGCGUCUUUUGCGAGGGAGCCGGUGCCGCACGCUGAGGUGCCCCCGGUCGUGGACUUCAAGCCCCCAGAGACGAGCACGAUCGAGCUCUACCCGCCCGACUCGUGGAGGCUUCACUUGCCGCCGACGGUGGACGUGUUUUUGCCAGGAAAGGCUGCGUGGGAUGGGCUCAAGCAGAAGGUCAUCGAGGAGAAGUUGGAGAAGCUGGGUGUUGAGCGCGGCAGUGGCAGCUCCGUCCCUCAUAUACACGCCCCGCAUGCGCGCGCAGCUUCGAUCUCCUCUCCCGCCGAUCCCGCCCUCCUCUUCUUCAAGCUCAACAAGCUGCAGCAGUCACAGAACGCAACGACUGUCAGCUCACUCUCCACUUCACCACAGCCGCCCGUCAACCUUUCUCCGUCGCCGAACCAGCUUCCUCCUCGCCUCCAAAAUCGUCACGGACACAGCUUCUCGCUUGCUCCGCCGUCUUCGCAGUCACCUCUGCUCAACGUCCCCAGUGCGCUCAACCCGUUCGGGCCAAAUGCCACGCUUGGUUCCGACCAAGUUUUCGCUCGCCACUCUCCAGGGCUCCCCGUUGGUCUCGAGAUGAUUCACGCUCCCCAAGGCCGCGUACCAACAAACGUCGCCUCCCUCGCCCCUCCGCUAUCUCUGUCUCGUCCCGACAGCCGGGAGAGCAGACCGGAUUUCAUGCGCGGUUUCGGUGUCGAAAUCCCGGAAGAGGAGGAGCCCGAAGAAGAGCCUGUGCAACACCACCACGAUGACGACGUUUCAGAAGUCGAGGACACACAUGCAGAUACCACCAUGGCCUCGCAAGACGGCACAGAGCAAGACGGUUUCAGCACAGUUGCGCAAAGCCGGGUGCACUCCCGACACGUUUCGAAGCUCUCUGCGGCGCUCUCAUUACGGCGGUGUUAUGCCGUGGAGGAUCUCGAUGCGGACGACGCGGAUAUCGAGGCUGAUGGGGAGGGAGAUCCAGACCAAGAUGCGGUCGGAGAGUGGACUGGGUCGGAAGAUUUGCGGGAGACGUCAGACGACGAGAGCAUCGGAGAGUGGUCAAAUCCAUCGGACGAGGAGCGGGCGCGUCAAGAGCGCUCGCACCGUCGUAUGCUGCGGCGUGUCAAGCAGGUCAAGCAGGAGCUCGAGAUCCCGCGGAGGAUACCCAAGUUCCCGCGGCCGCCGUCCCUUCCAGCCGGCGUUCCCGACGACGACAUUGUCUCCAACCCCAGCGACGAGGAGCACGGCGUCUACGGCCAGUUCUACACGCAAGAGACGGCUGCUGGCAGGCGGCCACUUCCUCCGCUCCCGCAUUCUCGCAGCGGCUCGACGUACUCGGCGCAUACCGGUCACGAUCCCGCGCUCGCCCACUCGCGCAGUGCGUCUGAGCAAUAUCUCACGCCUGGCGGGCUCCAUCCUCGACCUCCUCAGCCGCCCGUCGCAUCCAAUGUACGCUCGGAGUCCCUCAACCCCCUCGCGAAGCCGUUCGUCUUCGGUUCCGCGCCACGCCAGUCUGGAUCAUGGGCCCCGGGCGCGCUCUCCGGUGCGUCAGCGACACCUCCGACGGUGCCAACGCCCCCCAACCAUUCGAGAAUGGCGUCCUUGGCCAAACCGCUGAACGCGGCCGCGAUGGAGUUCAAGCCCGGCGGCUUUACCUUCCGCCCUCCCGCAGCGGCACCCCAGCUCUCCUUCCAACCUCAAUCUGCGCCGCCCGCCGCGCCACGCCCGCUGCCCACGCCCCCCAUGCCCGUUCCCGAGCCCGCCCGUGCGAUACAGGGUCGUGAAAAGCGGCAACGGCGCUCGAGCCUUGACCUCGACGACGAAGCGUCAGAGGACGAGGAUGGGGCGAGCACGAUGCACUCGUUCCGCUUCCCCCCUCCCGGCGAACGGCACUCCGCGCCCGCGAGCCCACCGAUUACGAAGGACAGCGCCGUCCUCAACGUGGCCGCGAAGCCCUUUACGUUCACCGGUUCGCUGCCGUUCCUCCACCAGAAGAAGGAGGACGUGCCGCAGUCGCCCGGACUCAGCGAGGACGACGACGAGAACGACGAGAAUCGCCCACUCAUGCCGAUGCCGGUCCCGCAGCCAGCGAUGGCCAUGCCGGUGCCCCAGAUGGGCGCGGAGGAGCUCCCGUUCCCUCCGGCGUCCAAGCCGAAGCGCGCGCCCAUCCCCCUCGACUUCAAGCACCCGGUUUCGACGAACACGGUUCCCGCCGGCCUCUUCAAGGCGCUCGUCAACAACGACGACGGGGAGCGCACGCGCCGCACAGUCCGAUCCCGUCUCAGCUCGCGCGAUAUCUACGAGCACAGUCCGCGUCUGAGCCUCGACGACCUCCACGUCCCGCCCAUCUCUUCACGUGGACUCGGACGUGGUGGCCGCCUCUUCACCGACCCUGGGUUCCGCGAUAGGUCGCCGUCGCCGGAGGACCUCUUCAGCGUUCGCCGGCCCCGCAGGUCGUCGCUACCACCGAGGCGCAACGAGGACGAGGAGUCCAUGUCGGAGGUUUCGGUCCCGCCGCUCAACCUGUCGCGCCGUCUGGAGAUGCAACAGUACGAGCAGCGGCUCGAGCGGCUCCUCGAGGACAAGUUCGACGCCGUCCGCGACGCGCUCGACGACUUCAAGCACACCGCCGAGGCCCGCGGCCAGUCGAUCGACCCUUCCACGGACGCACAGGUCAAGGAGGUCAUCUCGCUCUUCCGCGCUCAGCUUCAAGCGUCGGCCGCGCAGGGGCUCGACAACAGCCACAUGGACGCGCGCGGCGAUCUCGACUUCGAGCUCCUGCGCGACAUCAUCGAGCAGAAGCAGGAGGAGUCCCGCGUGAUCCUCCAGCGCGACAUCGCCGACCUCGUCCUCAACCAGAGCCAGGCCCACGGCAUGUCUAUGUCGCGCGACAGCGACCCGGACCUCAAGAGGCUCAUCGAGGAGCAGGGCGACCGCACCGUCAAGACCCUCGCGUCCGCGAUGGCCCAGCUCGGCGCGCACAUCCAGUCGGUCGACGUCGGCCGCGCGUCCGGCCCCGGGAUGCAGGACCAGCUCUUCCAGGAGCUCUACCAGAAGCUCAUGCCGCACAUCGCCGCGCUCCGCCAGGAGCCGAUCGACUACGACGUCCUCACCGCGCGCCUCUCGCAGGCGGUGAAGCCGAACAUCUCGCAGCUCAUCGACCUCGCGUCGGACAAGCGCGAGACGGCGGGCCUGAUCGUCGACAGCCUCGUGCCGAUGCUGGCGACGCUGCAGCAGCCCCCGGUGGACCUCGAGGCCGUCGUCGGACGGCUGACGGCGGAGCUCAGGACGCUCGUCGGCCCGCUCGACGCGCACGAGAUGAAGGAGCAGGUGUCCGACCUCGUCGUCGAGCGGCUGGACUCGCGUCUCGCGGUGCGCGAUCGCGCGCUCAACCUCGACGCGCUCGCGGACAAGCUCGCGGACAAGGUGCUCGAGCUCGCGAACCCAAUCGCGGAGGUCCAGCGCACGGUCGACGAGCUCGCGAAGAAGGAAGUGCCCGUCGCCGCGCCGGCGGUGGUCAACGCCGAGGUCGACGUCGCAUCCAUCAAACAAGAACUCGUCGCCGCGCUCUCCAGUACCCUUUCCGACCUGCCUCAACGUCUGUCGACCGCCACCGAGGCCAUCAACGCCGCUCAAGUCCAGCUCGCGGCCAAGGUUGCGCAGGGCUCGCCCAAGGACUCGCCCAACGCUCAGAUGCUCCGCAACAUCGAGACGCUCGCGUCCACGGUGAACAACGACCAGAAGCACCUCCUCGCGAAGCACGACGAGCUGCGCACGUUCUGCCAGAUGAUCGUCGACCACGUCGACACGCUCCCGAACUGCCUCGUCGACGCGACGAAGGUGGUCCACGACCUCCAGGCGGACAUCCUCGCGCGCGACACCUCCCAGAAGGACGCGGAGGAGAUCCGCCGGCUCGUCGCGGCGAACACGGAGCUCCAGGUGCAGCUCCAGAAGGCGCGCGGCGCGCACGGCCAGGUCCGCGUCGAGAAGGACCUGCUGGGCGACCGCAUGAAGGUCGCGGACGCGGACCGCGAGCGGCUCGAGGCGCGCGUGGACGCGCUGCAGAACGUCGCGGCGCGGAAAACGGAGGAGAUGGCGGCGGUCGAGGCGAAGAACAUCGAGCUGGAGCAGGCACUCGCGAGCGCGCUCGAGAGGCUCAAGGCCGCGGACGUACAGGCGCAGAGCCAGAGGGAGCGCGUUGUGGUGCUCGAGAAGGCGAACGCGGAGUUCAGCGAGGAGAAGAUGACCCUCAAGUCAAAGGUUGACGCGCUUGAGCUCAAGAUGUCGUUCGUCGAGCGCGAGAAGGACAUGCUGUCGGACGAGGUCGCCUCGCAGAAGAAGCUGAACGACGAGCUGUCGGCCCAGAGCGACAACUGGGAUGAGCUCCGCCAGGCGACGGACCAGAUCCAGGCGCUCGCCGCGCUCGUCGGCCAGGUCGACCAGGACGAGCUGCACGAGCUUCGCCGUGCGCGCGAGCGCAGCAAGGCGCUCGAGAGCGAGCACGCGGCGCUCCAGCGACGCUCGAAGGACCUGGAGAACAAGGCGGCCACACACGAGAAGGUCGUCCAGCAGUCCCGCCAGACGCUCCUCCAGUCCCGCCAGCGCGCGGAGGAGUGGGAGCGGCGCGCGAAGGAGGCGGAGAACGAGCUCGAGGUCACGCAGACGAAGCUGGACGAAGUCGAGCAGACGCACUCGCAGCUCGACGCCGACUACUCGCUUGUCAAACUGCAGCUCGAGGAGCGCGACGCCGAGGAGCGUCUCGACAAGGACCGCCAGAACAAGCUGCGCGACCAGAUCGCGGCGCUCGAGGGCCAGGUCGCGCGCCUCCAGGCCGAAGUCGACAAGGCGAACAACACGACCGCCGCCAAGCCCAACGGCGUCGUCCGCCAGCCCGCCAGCCGCUACGCCAACGGCCACGGGCUCUCGCACCCGCCCCCGCGCCCCGACUCGCGCGCGAGCACGAUCUACGACGAGAAGAGCCGCGCGGGCACGCCCAAGGCGCAGGCGCACAACGGGACGACGACGGACGUCCGCGCCGUCACGCCCCCGCAGCCGUCCGUGCGCGACUCGAUCCACGCGCCCCGGAGCUACCACGCGCAGCCGGCCGCGCUCGCGACGCCCGUGGCGACGCCCAAGUCGCUGUACCCGACGCACUUCCGCAAGCACAACUUCCGCGCGCCGUCGCCGUCGCCGAGCGUCGUCUCCGCCGCGCCCACGCUUGGCGAGGACGGCUGGUGGUCGUAG